Molecule: messenger RNA, 2757 nt
Organism: Aureobasidium musti
Lineage: Eukaryota; Fungi; Ascomycota; Dothideomycetes; Dothideales; Saccotheciaceae
Source: the annotation of a GenBank genome assembly
AUGGCUAGAAUCAAGGUCUCACGGCCGACAGUUGAACAUGCUAGUCAUCAUAAUGUCGACUCGAAUCUACCUAUCCAUACUGGACAUCGUCAGCCCCGACUCUCUUGGCGGUUCGAAACGACAGAUCCCACACUAAGAGGUUGGCAUCAAACUAGCUAUAGAGUCAAGAUAUCUGCAUGGGGCCAACCUCAUCCAGACAUCUGCGUGGAAAGUUCUGAGUCUGUGCUGGUUCCUUGGCCUGGGAAGCCGUUGUCUCUGGAAAGCAGCUGCAGAGUCAAAGUUCGCGUCGAGGGUAAAGAUGAAAUUGGUGAAGUGGCGACUUCAUUGUGGUCAGAGGAAACCACCGUGGAGUUUGUGCCGUCUCAAGACCACUUUAGCGCGAACUUCAUCGGCUCUGAUCAACCUCAAUCUGACGGACCGCUUCGACCUAUCCUGUUUCGGAAACCCUUCACUGUGCCUGACUAUGAUGGUGUAGUGGACAAAGCCAAGUUGUAUAUCUCCGCAUACGGUGUAUAUCGAGUAUUUAUCAACGGCAAACGAGUUGGAAACGACGAAAUGGCACCAGGCUGGACUAGCUAUACACAUCGUCACCUCUACCAGACAUGUGAUGUUCGCAAUCUUCUGAGAUCAGGAGGCAACAUCAUCGGCAUUGAAGUAGCUGAAGGAUGGUAUGCCGGGCGGCUGGGUUGGGCUGGUCAACGACACUUUUAUGGCAAAGCCCUUGGAGCGUUCGCUCAGCUAGAAGUGGUUGCGACAGAACGACAAGAUGCUAUCACGAUCGUGACAGACGAGACAUGGAAGUGUGGACAUGGCCCUCUUAUCACCAGCAGCAUAUACGAUGGCGAACUCUACGAUGCUAGAGAAGAGCAAACAGGCUGGAACGAGGCCUCCAAUUUUCAGGACUCAGACUGGAUGCCGACCAAGAUAUUGCCAUUUACGGAAGCCAACUUCCUUUCGUCUGAUGUUCCUCCAGUCAGGGUGACUCAGUGUAUCAAGCCCGAGCGAAUAUUUGAUAGCAAGUCUGGCAAGACCAUCAUCGAUUUUGGACAAAACCUUGUUGGAAAGCUGUUUGUCAAGCACCUUCGGAAACCAGCAGACCACAAGAUAGUCUUCCGCCAUGCCGAGGUCAUUGAAGAUGAUGAACUUGGAGUACGCCCCCUGCGAAGUGCCGCAGCCACAGACACGAUCAUCUCCAGUGGCAAUGUCAUCGAGAAUUGGUCACCACGGCAUACUUUCCAUGGGUUUCGAUACGUGGAAGUCGAAGGCUGGACACCAUCAGAUGAGCAAUUUCCAUUAACGCUGAGUAGUAUCGAAGCACUUGUCAUGCAUACAGACAUGAAGCGUACUGGCUGGUUUUCAUGCUCAGAUCCGCUCAUCAACAAGUUACACGAAAACACUGUCUGGAGCAUGCGUGGAAAUUUCUUAUCGAUACCAACUGAUUGUCCUCAAAGAGACGAACGCCUGGGCUGGACUGGUGACGUCCAAGUGUUUGGCCCGUCAGCCAAUUUUCUGUUCGAUACUGGUGCUAUGCUCGGUCACUGGCUAGAAGAUGUUGCUGCUGAGCAAGCAGAGCAUAAUGGCAUACCACCAUUUGUUGUUCCAAACAUUCUUGCUUCUGAUACGGGAGACGAUUCAUGGGGCGAGUUUCCUCAAGCGGUGUGGGAUGAUGUGGUCGUUCUGCUGCCAUGGUCUCUGUACCGUGCAUUUGGCGAUUUGGAGAUUCUGAAGCGCCAGUAUCCUAGUAUGCAGAUGUGGCUCGACAAAGGCAUCAGGAGAGGCACUGAUGACCUCUGGGAUCCCUCCUUCCAUCAACUUGGAGAUUGGCUGGAUCCAAGCGCGCCGCCAGAUAGACCUGGAGAAGCAAAGACUGACGGCACUUUCGUCGCAGAUGCAUAUCUCGUGCAUGUGACUCGACUCAUGAGUAUCAUUAGCGACAUACUAGAACACAAGGGAGAAGCCGCCAGAUACACCCUUGAACACAAGAAGCUAAAGAAGGCUUUUGGCAGAAAAUAUAUCACCAUCGAGGGCCUCCCUGUUGCCGACACUCAGACCGGUCUAGCCUUGGCAGUCGUUNUUGAUCUGUUCAAAACUCCUGACCAAGCGAAGGUAGCCGCAGCCAGAUUGGAAAGAGCAGUUAGACUGGCAAACUUCAAGGUGGCCACUGGAUUUGCCGGAACUCCAAUUAUCACACAUGGAUUGUCUUCAGUCGGUCUACAAAAUCUGGCUUAUCGUAUGUUAUUCGAGAAAGAGUGUCCGUCCUGGCUCUAUCCGAUCACAGUAGGAGCUACCACUGUGUGGGAACGCUGGAACAGCAUGUUGCCAGACGGCAGCAUUAACCCCGGGGAGAUGACAAGCUUUAAUCAUUACGCUCUAGGCUCGAUUGUGAAUUGGUUGCAUGAGGUCGUAGGUGGCAUCAGUCCACUUGAACCAGGCUGGAAGCACUCGCUGAUCCGACCCGUUCCUGGUGGUUCGCUCACACAUGCGGAGGUCAAACAUGAGACACCUUAUGGUAUGUUCAGUUGCAAGUGGUCUCUUGAUGCUGGUCAAUUUAAGCUUUCCCUCACGGUUCCACCCAGCACGACCGCCAAAGUUGUUAUGCCUGACAAGCAAGCAAGUGUGAUUCUCGGCGAGCAAGAAGAAGGCCUCGAAGUUGGAUCUGGAUCUUAUGAGUUCUCGUGUGCUUAUGAACCUGAAAAGUGGAAGCCCACAGCUAUCCCUAUCCCGUUCUUCACACCGGUCAAACAGGAGCCAUGGUAA